GUAGCGCGCACACGUGCUCUAAGAACAGUGAUCUGCGGCUGCGCAAAACAUGGAGCGACCCGGAAAAUCCCGCUUCAUGUUAGCGCCCGGUGAAUAAACUGCAUUGGAUGUGAACAGAAGACUGCAUGAGUGAAGGUUUUUGGAGAGACAAGGCAUCACCACUUUUGAAAAAAUGGAGGAGGACAUCCACACUCCUGAAGGCAACGCUAAUGUUGUUGGUGGAAAGAAAAGUCACACGUGUGAGCAGUGUGGAAUGUCCUUUAAGAAACACAGUCUCUUUUUAAUCCAUGAGCAGAACCAUAAGGGCCCAUUCAACUGUGAGACCUGCGGCAAGAAGUUCAUCUUCUACAAAAAGCUUGAAACUCAUCGUCUCACUCACAACUUAACUUUCCCCUGUGAUGAGUGUGGAUUGACCUUUGACACCCGGACCUUGCUUGGAGUUCACAAAAAAAAACACAUGGAAAAGACUUACACUUGUACAGACUGUGGAAAGGCGUUUUUGUAUGAAUCUGCUCUGAAAAAUCACAAACUAAAACAUUCAACUGAGCGACUGUAUGCGUGUACCCAAUGUGACAAAAUGUAUAAAUCUGAACUCACUUUAAAAGUGCAUCAAGACAUUCACAAUGGAAAAAGGUAUAGUUGUGAUCAAUGUGAGAAAUCCUUUAGCUCAAAUGGUCAACUUACUUUUCAUAAACGAUUCCACACAGGAGACCGCCUUUACUCCUGCGAUCACUGUGAUAAAAAGUUUGCAGUACUACAGUCAUACAAACGCCACUUGCUAACACAUACCGGCGAAAGACCGUUUGCAUGUGAAGAUUGUGGCAAAACAUUUUUUAGAAAAGGAAUGCUAACUAUUCAUCAAAAACUGCACACUGGUGUUCUGUUUGGAUGUGAUCAAUGCGCGAUGAAAUUUACCACUAAACGUAAACUAAAAUCACAUAAGCUUGUGCACAGUAAAAAAAAACAUUACCAAUGUGAUGAGUGCGAUAUUUCAUACAAAUUGCUUUCAAGUUUAAAGAGCCAUAAACUCACCCAUGAGGGGAUCAAACCUUACACUUGUGAUCAGUGUGGGGCGAGCUUCACGGUACGAAAAGCAUUGGCAAGGCAUAAAAGACUUCACUUUGCCGAAAGAAAAUUUGGAUGUGAGCUGUGCGGUAAAAUGUUCCUGGUCAAAGCACAACUGAAAAGUCACAUGGCGUUCCACUCGGACGAAAGACCACACGUCUGUAAAGAGUGUGGGAAGUGUUACAAAGACCCCAACUCCUUACGGAACCAUCGGAAGACCCAUGAUGAGACAAAACGCCCUAAAUGCGAUAAAUGUGGAAAGGUGUAUAUGAGUAGAGGUGCAUUAAACCGUCACAUACGCAGUCACAGUGGCAUUUCCUAUAGUUGUACUGAGUGUGGGAAAGUUUACAAAGAUCAAUAUUCUUUUCAGCUGCACCUAAACAUGCACUCAGGAAACCAACUUUACCAUUGUGAAAAGUGUGGUAAACGGUUCACAAGAAGGAAAUUCUUACUCCGACAUGAAUUGACUCACUCAGAUGUUAAAGCACAUAGCUGUAGCUUCUGUGGCAAGGGAUUUAAGAGGACAGACGCUCUUAAGAGUCAUAUAAUGUGUAUUCACGAGAAGAAAACGUACAAGUGUGAAGAGUGUGGGAAAUCCUAUAAAGAUAAAAAUAGUUUGAAAACACAUUUAAAUACGCACUCAAAAGAAACUACCUUCCCAUGUGAUGAGUGUGGUAAAACAUUUUUCCGAAAGUCUUCCCUUCGGAUUCAUAAAAUUAUCCAUGAGAAAGAUAAGCCGUUUGACUGUGAACUUUGCGGGAUGAGUUUCGGAAGUAAAAAUAAAUUGAAAAAACAUUACAUAUCCCACACGGACGAACGGAAACACGCUUGUGAUGAGUGUGGACGAAUGUUUAAACAAAUCUCUACGUUAAAGAAACAUAAACUUACUCAUGUCCCAAAAUUGUAUAAAUGUAAACAGUGUAGAUGCGCAUUCGCCAAGCCAGAGGAGAUGGAAAAACACAUCGAAACACACAAAAACAAAAAACCUCCAAAAAUGGUGGUAUGCGAGAAAUGCGGAAAGAGUGUAACACAUCAGAGAUUCAGAGUCCAUUACAAUUCUCAUACUAAGGAGCUUCUAUUUCCAUGUGAAUGGUGUGAUAAAAUCUGCUUUAGUUUUAAGGCAUUAAAAACUCACCUGGUAACCCAUAGCAACAAAGAGGAAAAAAAGGAUAAAAAACUGGACCAAAACCUCAAGAAACACAAAUCUGAUGAUGCUAAUACUAUGUUCUUAUCAGACAAGAGCCCACUAAAGCGACUGGAAAUCCGGCUUCACAGGGUACAGAUGGUGGUAGCAUUGGGGAAGAGGGUUACAAUUUUGGAAUAAUUGAGAUUUUUAAGUGUUGUGAAAAUGCAUUUCAUUUUUGUUCUUUCUUUAAAAUUUGAAUUCUGUUCAGUUGACAAUUUUUUCAGGUUUUCUAAAUAAAACAGGUAUUUUGUUUUGCUUAAA
This is a messenger RNA of Boleophthalmus pectinirostris (great blue-spotted mudskipper), 2512 nucleotides long. Its product is annotated as zinc finger protein 91-like. The coding region runs from base 173 to 2389 and encodes 738 amino acids. The record is from RefSeq and is a predicted model, not a curated record. Gene Ontology annotation, molecular function: DNA-binding transcription factor activity, RNA polymerase II-specific; RNA polymerase II cis-regulatory region sequence-specific DNA binding. Lineage: Eukaryota; Metazoa; Chordata; Actinopteri; Gobiiformes; Gobiidae. Gene Ontology annotation, biological process: regulation of DNA-templated transcription. The transcript is spliced from 2 exons.